AUGUUUCAGUAUCAAACAAAGACACGGGAUCUUUACUAUGACAAAGCGAUUGAUCUGUAUGUAAGAGAGGGGCUCUCAUACAGACAGAUUGCUAAGAUUCUUCCGGUAAGUAAGACUACGAUUAUGCGAUGGAUUGCUAUCUUUGCAGAAGAGAAUCCGCACGCACAACGUAUGGUGAAGCUUACGACGAAUGUUAAGACGCGGAAAGUUGAGUCUGUCCAGACGGAGCCGUCUUCCGCGAAGAUGCCUGAGGAUGUACAAUCUCUUCAGGAAGAAGUACUACGCCUGCGCGCCCAGCUUGAGAAAGCGGAAAUCAAAGCCGAGGCCUACGAAGAACUGAUCAAUGUUGCCGAGUCCAAGUUCAAGAUCUCGAUAAGAAAAAAAGCUGGCGCCAAGCAGUAG
Messenger RNA from Haemonchus placei, 402 nucleotides. The record is from the annotation of a GenBank genome assembly. NCBI's taxonomy places the organism in Eukaryota, Metazoa, Nematoda, Chromadorea, Rhabditida, Trichostrongylidae.